CUCUUUGGCGUUUUGGAAAGAGAGACUGCGCCGAUUCUGAGAUCUAAAUCGCGUGCAGACUCAGCUCAUUCAUGCAUAGUCAUCAUUACCAUUGGAAUUCGACCAGUCGUUUGGUAAGAGUCCUCCUUACGGCUCUGUGUUUUGUGACGUAGUGAAAGGGUUAAAUUUGGGAGGAGUUCCGACAGAGAGAGGGAGAGAGAGGAGCGACGAGCGACGGGGGGUGGGGCUUAGGCACAGCUGCUGAGUCUCGUCACAAUCUGCAGAGCAUGAUCGCGACAUAGUUUGUAUGGGAACACAACGAUAUCCACAGAACAUAAACACCGGGAAUGGAUCCCCAAGUAAUGCGAACUGGAAAUUUUUUAAAAGGACUGCGCCGAUAACACUGCAUUCGACAGACUGAACAGUCGCAGAAUUUCAUGCUUCGUGUAGAAUGAAACAAGAAGUAGGUUAGCUUGCCGUCGUUCGCAUGAAAGUGGAUUGCACUAAAGGAAAGACUAACGCUGUGAGGCGCAGAGGACGGUCAGUCGUUAUCAUCGCAGAGAAGCAAGUUCGCACCGAAGACCAUAUUUACGGGAUUUCGCACUAUUUGAAAUACAUGUACUUGUUAAAUGUGGAGGGGUGAGCUACUUCUUGAUAUCGACGGGAGAUUGUUUUAUUUUUCAGCGCUGGAUUGAUUUUGUACGAUAGAGUUUCCAUUUUUUUACGAGGACAGCUUAUUCACCGUGGGGAAUUUAUUUCGCAUUUUCAUCUUGAGAAAGUUAUUGCUGUGGAAAUAUGAAAUAUUAUUAACCAACGCGCUUAGAGUCACUUCAGGAGCAACAUGCUGAAGAAUGCAGUUUCAGCACGUUUUUUCUGAUGUGGUUUUGCUGAUUUUUUCACAGUUGUAAUUACUCGUUUUCGGACAACGUGUGGGAAUCUACCCACCUCGUUCUCCCAAAGACCCAGUUGCAUUUGUCUUCAGGGGAUACCCACGUUUUUUUCAUAUUCUGUCGCGGUUUUUUCUGUUCUUCAACCUGCUGAGUUUUGAAUAAAUCAUCAUCAAUGUCUUUUACUUCUACGCAAGAAUAAUGCUAGCGAACUGAAAACCACAAGACUACUUAAUUGUACUUUAUCAACUAUUUAUUUUCUGCAUCCUACUUCAGACGUAUUUUUAUUUUUGAGGAAUAUAUUUCGAUUUUAUUUUUUUCACAACGGCGCAUUAUGUACGAGAGUGUGGAUGUGGUGGGAUUGAAUCCCAGUCCUAACCCAUUUCUAAUGAUGGAUUACUACAACCAGACCAGAGGAUGUUUGAUCCAGGAGAAAGGACUUGUAUCUGGAACACCCCAUCCAUACAGCUCGUCCAUUCGAAACCAGCACUGGAACGGCUCAAAUCACUCCAUAGAAACGCAGAGCACCAGUUCGGAGGAGAUCGUCCCCAGCCCCCCCUCGCCUCCCCCUCCCCCCCGGGUCUACAAGCCCUGCUUCGUGUGCCAGGACAAGUCGUCGGGCUACCACUACGGGGUCAGCGCCUGCGAGGGCUGCAAGGGCUUCUUCCGAAGGAGCAUCCAGAAGAACAUGGUGUACACGUGUCACCGGGAGAAGAACUGCAUCAUCAACAAGGUGACCCGCAACCGCUGCCAGUACUGCCGGCUGCAGAAGUGCCUGGAGGUGGGGAUGUCCAAGGAGUCCGUGCGGAACGACCGCAACAAGAAGAAGAAGGAGGAGAAGAAGCCGGAGUGCGCGGAGAGCCACGCGCUCAGCCCGGCCACCGAGCAGAUGAUCGAGAGGGUGCGCAAGGCCCACCAGGAGACCUUCCCCUCGCUCUGCCAGCUGGGGAAAUACACUACAAACAACAGCUCGGACCAGCGCGUGGCGCUGGACGUGGACCUCUGGGACAAGUUCAGCGAGCUGUCCACCAAGUGCAUCAUCAAGACGGUGGAGUUCGCCAAGCAGCUGCCCGGCUUCACCACGCUCACCAUCGCCGACCAGAUCACCCUGCUGAAGGCCGCCUGCCUGGACAUCCUGAUCCUGCGGAUCUGCACGCGCUACACGCCCGAGCAGGACACCAUGACCUUCUCGGACGGCCUGACGCUCAACCGCACGCAGAUGCACAACGCCGGCUUCGGGCCGCUCACCGACCUGGUCUUCGCCUUCGCCAACCAGCUGCUGCCGCUGGAGAUGGACGACGCGGAGACCGGCCUCCUCAGCGCCAUCUGCCUGCUCUGCGGAGACCGGCAGGACCUGGAGCAGUCGGAGAAGGUGGACGUGCUGCAGGAGCCUCUGCUGGAGGCGCUCAAGAUCUACGUGAGGAAUCGGCGGCCGCACAAGCCGCACAUGUUCCCCAAGAUGCUGAUGAAGAUCACCGACCUGCGGAGCAUCAGCGCCAAGGGAGCUGAGCGGGUGAUCACCCUGAAGAUGGAGAUCCCGGGCUCCAUGCCCCCGCUCAUCCAGGAGAUGCUGGAGAACUCUGAGGGCAUUGAGAGCCAGGGGGCGGCGGGGGCGGCGGCCCGGACCAGCGGGCCCCCCCCCGGGAGCUGCAGCCCCAGCCUGUCGCCCAGCUCCGCCCAAAGCAGCCCGGUCACGCAGUCGCCGUAGCGACGCCCGACUCGGCCCCCUCCCCACUCGCCCUGGACAGCGCCGUCUCCAGGAAGCACCACUGUGUUCCCCACGCCCCCCCCCCCACCCCCGCGAAACUCUCGCAAAGACCUCAAAGGAGUGGCCUCAAAUUAACGAGGUCUCCUUUGGGGGGGUUUACCCUCUAAAAAAAAACUAUACAGUAACACUGCUGAAUUUCUAGACUUUCCACCCCCCACCACAAAGGUUAAGACUUACAAAAGCAACUGGAGCCGUCCCAGGCCAAGAUGUGGAAACUGUUGAUAUGGCAGGGACAGGCGGAAAGGGGAUGGAUGGACAGCCGGACGGACAGGCUGACGGACAGACACUGGACACUGGUCCGUCCUCUGUGCCCGCCUACAGCCAGGACUGAACAAAGACCACGGACAAUGGGUCUUUUCUUGUUUUGGGGGGUAUUUUUUUUGUUUUGUUUUUUUCUUUUUCAACUUUGAGACAGAUUUUUUCUUACGAAAGAUAUAUAAAUAUAUAUAAAAAAUAAGGAAUGACUGAGAUUUUGAAUUGUCCGAGACGGAAUAUGACAUCGGAUGGAAUGACAUUUGAUGGAACAUUUUUUUUGAAAAGUUUUCUCACUGUUUCCGAGAUUAGAUGCAAUUGUUUUUUUUCCUCCACUGUUUUAAUCCUUUCAUAACCAGUGAUUAUUAACAGAGAAAUGUCCAGCUGGCAUUGUUUUAUUGGAGCAAAGGAAAUCAGUGCAUUAAAGAUGUUUAAAAUACAAAUGUAAUUUUCACAUGUGCACAGGGGAAAAAAAAGAAUGGGAUAAAAUAUAUGAUUACACAUAUCUGUUCCAGGUUGGGUUAACUUUUUCUUCUAGGAGGUAUUGAAAAGAAAAUCAUCUUUAACCGGUCGUACAUAAGGUAACAGGUUCUUGGCGAGAAAAAAAAAUAAACAAUGAAGAGUAUCUUUAUUAAGGUGUAUUUUAAGUAGCUUCAGAUCAUGUAUAUAUGCUGUAUUCAUUUCUUUAAACUAUGAAGAGUUUAGCCUUCACUUGAUUUUAUUUUAUUUUUUUAAAUACUUUUUUUUUUUGUGUUUUGUUUUUAGCUUUUGUUUAAGAAAGUCAUUUUACUGCACAUUUUACUGAAGGAAAUCGCAUUGUUGUACUGUGUAGGCCAUUCAGAUAUAAGGGACAGACCUAUAGAAAUCACCACAGGGGACACCCGUCACUGUUUACAGACCCAAGAGAACAACCCACGUUCACUUCACCCUGAAAUAAUUUUUUUUUUUUUUUAAAGAAAAAGGUGGGCACGGAUAGGCCGAAGGGCGCUGUCACUCAGACGAGAACGCUUGGUUUCCACGUCCGUCUUGUCACACGUGUCUCGGGCAGGAGGUGAGUUUUGGGGUGGGGGCUGAGUCGCGCGUUGCCGAUGGAGGGCAAGCGAUGGGAAAGAGAGAGGGUGAGGAAAUAAAAGCGGUGCUUCUCUUCCGCUCACUCCACACAUCCGUGGGGGCCAGAGGAGUCCUUCGGGCGUUGGGCUUCUUUUAAUUCGCCUAUGCGCCGAGCGCAGCUGGAACCGGUGCGUUCCGCAGAGGAGGAAGAUCGGAGACGUCCAGCGUCGCCUGUGCGGUUCACGGCGAAGCUUCCUGGGCUUCCGCGGGACGCCAGCAAGUGUGCGCGCCCGGAACUACAGAACCCAUGGCGCACGGGUGACCGGCAGCCCUCCCCUCGAACCCUGCCUCGAGGAAGUGACAUCACACGGGUCCCACACCUCCUCCUGCUCUCAUAGGCUACUCUCGAUGGGUACGUUUAUCACUUAGAAGUUACUCUGCAUUGUUAUGCAACUCCCGUUACUCACUCUCAGUCUCGCGCGCGCACGCACCUACCUACACACACACACACACACACACACAGAGCUGCCUCAGGAAAGAAUGGUUUUGUCCACGGUCCCGGUUCGGUCGAGGAGGCUUCUCGUUCCCGGAGAAGCGAGCCGGGGGCCCGACUACAUUCCUCCCCCUCCUGGUCACACUGCGACACUGUCACUGACCCCAGGGGUUCAUCAAGUCAAGUUCUCAAAGGAGUAUACAGGAAAGGGAGUGCUUUGGACAGGAAGUUGUCAUCUUAGACACUCGCGCGAAAAUAAAUGCGACGAUGGCCCAGUGAGUCACCCAUCUGUAUAAACUAUGAUUGUGUUUUCCUUUUUUUUUUUUUUUUUUUUUUUUUUUUGUUUUGUGUUAAUUUUAUUUUUUUUAUUUGGGGGUGAUUCCUCAGCUGCUUUCAGAGGCCGGGACUUUGCUGCCUCCAGUACAGCGCACAAUUUCUCUCGUUUCUCUCACCUGGAAUAGAUGCAUACACCUCCAGUUUUGAAAGACAUUAAAACCUUGUUUCAAUUUUGUCUGAAUAUCGAGCGAUUUGAAAAAGAAAAUAAACCAACAUUUAUUAAU
Molecule: messenger RNA, 4989 nt
Organism: Anguilla rostrata (American eel)
Lineage: Eukaryota; Metazoa; Chordata; Actinopteri; Anguilliformes; Anguillidae
Product: retinoic acid receptor alpha
Exons: 8
Coding region: 1201-2574 (457 amino acids)
Biological process (GO): cellular response to corticotropin-releasing hormone stimulus; regulation of transcription by RNA polymerase II; retinoic acid receptor signaling pathway
Cellular component (GO): nucleus; transcription regulator complex
Molecular function (GO): zinc ion binding; nuclear glucocorticoid receptor binding; nuclear receptor activity
Source: RefSeq, a predicted model, not a curated record